UAAAUGAAGAGAGAGAUAAAUUAGAUAAAUAUCUUGAAAAAAAGAAUGAUGAGAAGUGUAAAGAAGAGGCCAAUCAAACAAUCAUUAAUUACAUUAGCUCUCGUCGUAAAUUUAUAUCCCCAAAGCUUGAAACUAUGCUUGAUGGAAUUUUAAUACGAAAUAGGUUUUCUGUAUUUAUUGACGGGAUACUGGAAAAAGUCUUAAGCAUGUGGGAAAAAUUGCCUGAUGAAAAGAAACUUGAAGAAGAAGCAAAUAAAAUAUGGGAACAAUUACGUGAUAGGGUAUCAGCAGAAAAUGAAGACCUUAUAAAGGAAGAGAUAGAUAACAUAGUAAAUGACGAAUAUGGAACUAUCGAUAUGUGGGCAUCUGACUUUUUAAAAAAUUACGAAAUUGGAAUUAUUCCAGAAUUAUCUAAGAUCAAUGCAAUACGUAAUGUUAGUUCGACGGAUUUUCUUGAGGAAAGGAUUAAAGAAGAAAUUGAUAUUUUGGUAGAACAAAUUUUACUUGAUGUUAAAAGGUUUAAUCCUAGGUUUAAUCCUAGAGUUGUACGUAAUCUUAAAGACGAAAUAGAAACCAAAUUGAAUGGUCUUUCAACUAAAUUUAAUGUAAAAUUUGAUCCUAAUUUUGAAAUGAAUGUUCAC
Messenger RNA from Racocetra persica, 641 nucleotides. The record is from the annotation of a GenBank genome assembly. NCBI's taxonomy places the organism in Eukaryota, Fungi, Glomeromycota, Glomeromycetes, Diversisporales, Gigasporaceae.